UUUAACCGCCGGUGUAACUUUCAAGACGAAUUUCUUAACAUACGUCAGAAGCGGAUCUUUGGCCGUUUUCGAAUAUUAUAAAAGUAAUAGACUGUUAAAUUGUAUGUCGCCCGUUAAUUUAAAAUCGCAGAUGAAACAAAUAAAUAUCUCAAUAAAAAUUGUCGAAUGGCCCUUUUUAUAAACCGUGCGAUGGAAUCACAUGGGGAUGGCAGGAGAAUGUCAACGAUCAAUAGUAUUACGAAAAUGAAUUGGUGAUUCGUACGUUAAAAUUUUGUGUACAACAUGGUGUCUGGGGACCACGAGAGGUUGCUGCCCGAGCCGGAGAACUUUGCGAAAUGCUUCUACGAUCUCUUCAAAAGCAUCGCCGAGGCGCAGAGACAAAAAGAAGAAUGGAGAAAAUGUAAAAAAAAUAAAUCUAUAAGGAAAAGAGACAAAAAAAAGAUUGAUUUAUGUGGAGAUUUAAAUUACAAUAACCCACCAGAAGUAGAGCUAUCUUGCAAUGCUUCUGCAUUUGCUGUAUUUGCUGGUGUUAGAAGUGCUAUUUUGAACAGACAUGCCAGGACAACAAGUGAAGUUUAUAGAGCAUCAAAUUGCAAUUUUCCAGCACCACCAGAGCUUAGUGAAACUAUUGAUACAGAAAGUGACGAUGAAGAUAGGAUAUCAACUAUACAGAGCUUACCAAAGAUUGUAGGUAUUGGUUUAAGAAGUGUUUUCACAUUAAUGAGAGAGAGUAGAACAAUUGAACCACUUUUAUGUACAAAAGCAUUAUCUGCUUUAUUGGAUAUAUUACAAGGACAACUUCCUGAAGGCCUCAAAUCUGAACCUGAUGAUGUUAUUGAUCCACUUUUUGAUCUAUUAUUGGAUCUGGCAACUUCACAUGGCCCUGAAUCAGCGGCUGCUAAUGAUGGUAGUCAUUUGACAGCUGUUGCUUGUGCUUGCUUAUUGAGUCUUGUGGUUGUUAGAGGUGAUACUGGUCGUUUGUUAGCAGCAAUAGCUGCUUUACUUAUGUGUCCUAGAGCAUUAGCAGUUCAAAAUAUCCAAAUGCCAUGUGUAUUAACAUCAUUACAAAGGAGUGUGCAGGCUGUUUUACUGGGAAAACUUGCGCGACCAGACUGGAUUACAUAUGGAGUUCCUAAAUGUUCUAAGAUUUAUACUUCUACGCUUAAGUUACCAAAUGAAAUAAAUAAUAUAAUACUGAAUGGAAGAAGUUUUGUGAGUGAUGGAAAGUACCUGUAUCUGCAUACAAGUAGAGGACUAUUAAAAAUUGGCAGUGGUCAUGGAGGAACUAUUUGGGGUCAUAUGUACCUUCAGAGGAAAGAUUUUCAUCCAACCGAAACGGGUUGGCUCGGUUAUGCAAAUAAUACAUUAUAUUUUAAGUGCACACCCAGAAAACAGACUGAGUUACUAAUUAUUGAUGCUGAAACGCUGGUAGUCACAGGAAUUGCUGUUUUAGAAGGACGUGAUUGGUCAUCUUCUGUUAUGUUUUCCGAUGGUGAAUGUGUAGGAAUGAUAACAGCUGGAAAAGACGUUACAUCAGAUGGUUUUGUAGUUAGAACAAUAAACAUGUUAAGUAAUCCAGUAACAGUCGCGACAGAAUUACCAUUAAAAUUAGCAAGGAAAUGUGUAGACGUCUUCGGAUAUGCUACUUUCGAUGAAGAACAGGUGGUUCAUACAUUAAACCCAGGUUGCGACGAUGAAAUUGCUACAAUUACAGCAGGAAAGGAAUUUGGUUUAUUAAAAACUAUGUCUGGAAAAGUAUUGUAUACCGGGAAAGGAACCAGUCUUGGUAUGAAGAGUAAUACAAGGCCUAACAGAUGGGUAGAACUCACCCUUGGGAAAGGACCGAGACUUAUAAAUUUUGCAGCCGGACAUGACGGUCAACAUGUUGUUAUGAUCCUGGAAGAUGGCUCAGUUUUGUUUGCUGGUACUGCAAGACGCGGGGAAGACGGUGAUAGUAGUAAAGUUCGUCGGCAACCUAAGCCAGUUAAGCCAAAAAAGAUAGGAAAAGUAGAAGGGCAGUUUAUCGUAGAUGCUGCCUGCAAUAAUGGAUCAACGGCGUUAGUCACGAAGGAGGGCUCAUUGUUGAUGUUCGGAAAAGACACUUUGCACAGCGACCCAGCUUCCGGAAUAGUCAGUGAUCUCAGAGAAGUCUGUGUUGUUCAUGUAUCAUUAGGGAAAGCUCACGCCGCGGCAUUAACUAAUAAAGGACACCUAUAUACGUUCGGAAUUAACAAUAAAGGACAGUGUGGUCGGGGGUUUACGACAGUUCAUACCAUUAAUAAGAACACCACAGUCGUCGCUAUGGAAAUGGGUACAGCAGAGGAUGAGAUUUUAACAACUGAAGAAGAUGGUGUGGAACCUGCUGAAGAUUGGGAAGAAACAAGAGGUAUGUGUCUUCCAGGACAGCAUCAGUGGAAGCACCGUGUUUGCAUGGUUUGCACAGUGUGUCGAGAAUGUACCGGCUACAGUAUAUCCUGUAGGAGUAGUAUAUGUCCCGAUCGAAAUCCUGGCCAGGAAUGUGGAUGCGGUGAAGGCGAUAGUGGAUGUGCAGAGUGUGGAUGUUGUCGCACCUGUGCCAGGAAAAGUUGUUAUAUCGGGAAAACGAGUUCAAACUAUCGGAAAUAUUUACAAAGACGUUUAGGUGAAAUCAAGCAGAGGCAGAGGACUAAGGCAGGCCCGAGCACUGCGAAGUAUACAAUGAAGACGAAAGGUCCGAAUAAUCAAAGAUUGGCGGGGCCGAGUGUGGCACAGAAAAGUUGUGUUGGGAAAAUCGUAUUGGGAUUUAGUAGCUACUUAAUGACUGAGGAAGGUGUUGGAGGAAGUGAUAUAGAACGAGGUGAUGCAACAAGAAUUGCUAGUAUACCACCAGCUAGAGUUCCUAUACCCAGCGAAAGCCCUGUGCUUCAAGUAUCGUGUGGUUUGCAUCACACAGUCGUCCUUUUACAAAAUGGAGAAGUUUAUACAUUUGGAAGCAACAUAUACGGCCAGUUAGGUAUAGGAGAUUUAGUCGCUCACGCUGGACCCGUCCAUGUAAAGAUAUCAGGGAUAGCUACACAGGUUGCCGCUGGAAGUAAUCAUACCGUUAUACUAACAUCAAAGGGCGAAGUGUAUACGUUCGGAGCUUACCAAAAAGGACAAUUGGGCAUGAAUUGGUGGAACGGGCAAAACGAAUCUUCAAAUACCACUACUCAAGCUAGUCGACGGUCUGACAGAACGCAACCGUGGCAUAGCUUUCCAAAUUUAGUCCCGAAUAUUGGUCCACGAUGGGGCAGACGAGCAACAUGGGUCGGUGCAACUGGAGAUCAGACUUAUGUCAAAAUUGAUGAAAUAAAUUCUAUUAGUUUAACAAGGAGUACUGUUAUGGCAAAUAAAAACUGCAUAAUCUUGAUUCCGCAUCAAAAUGAUCAUGCGAAUUCAUUCAAAUGUUUAGUCAUAAGUAAAAGGGAUGGCACUUGCAAUAGUUACAGCGGAUCAGAUCAAGUCGACUUCAGUAGUUGCGCAACGUGUUUAGAUCCUUUGUAUAACGUGAUUUGGACUUUCAAUCCGACAAAUAAUGAAAUAAGUUUGUACAACAUUAUAUCCACGGAAGCUAGAACGAUUCCGGGUUUGGAAGUUUCUAUUCUGAGCCCAGGCUUGGCUCUGCCUGUAAUAUCAAAUUGUUUUGUAACGCGUUCUCAAGCUGCAAUGCAUUUAUUGGGGUGUUUGGAUACCCUAACGCAGGCUCAAGAUGAAAAUUUGUCUAUAAUUGAAGAGAACGAAUGCAAUCAGGCAACACACGGCAAAGUGUAUAGUCGCGAGGAUUUUGUUACAGUUAACAGAUUUGAAAGUCAUGGUGGUGGUUGGGGCUAUUCCGCUCAUUCCAUCGAAGCUAUUAGAUUUAUGCCCGAUACUGAUAUUUUACUUGGUGGAUACGGUUUAUUUGGCGGUCGUGGAGAAUAUACGGCAAAAAUAAAACUUUUUGAUAUUGGAAUGGAUGGAGGAGAUCAAGAAAACGACGGCGAACUUUUGGCAGAAUCGGACGAAAUACCAUAUGAAUGUGGACUUCGACAAAAAUAUUCCAUUCUAUUCGAUGAACCAAUUUCUUUACAAGCAAAUAGGUGGUACGUUGCUUGGGCUAAAGUCAGUGGACCUUCGAGUGAUUGUGGCUCUGGUGGUCAGGGAAUGGUGACGGCUGAGGAUCAAGUUAUGUUUUACUUUAAAUCUUCAAAACGAUCUAAUAAUGGAACAGAUGUGAACGCUGGACAAAUUCCACAAUUAUUGUAUCGAGUAGUCACACCCGAAAAUCAAACUCCUAACAGACAAAGAGAUCAAAUUGAACCAGUCUAUGUACUAAAAAAAGAUUUUAGUCGAACAGUUACCAAAGAAUGUUUUCAGUCAUUAAUAUCCCUUCUGCAAUGGAGUUGGAAUACAUUAAAAGCAUCAUUAAAUGACACGGUGGUCCAUACUACUCCUUCGUAUCACGUAUUACUUGAAAUGGAACGCUUGGUUUACAUUAGCAAAGCCAGUUUACGAUUACUUAGAACUUACACCAAUGAGAUUUAUCCAAAUCAAAUUUGCAAGAAAACUCCGGCCGAGUCUGUGCGUCUGGCAGAAUGCAUAGGUGAAGUACGUGCUCUUUUGCAUCAAAUAUUGUCUGACACUGUGCCAUCCAGUACCAAAAGUAAAGGAAAAACACGAACAAGUAAAAGUUCUGGUGCCAUAAAUCAUAAGCUGACCAAUAGUAUCUUGGAUGAAUGUCAUAAAACAUUUGUAGCUUGUUACCACGCAUUUUAUCCGACAGCAUAUUUAAAGUGGACAUGUCUGUACGAACUGUUAUCUGAAAUCGAUAAGGAACAAGGUCGGACUACAAAGGAUAGGUUAUUAUCCGCGGUUCUAGCUUCUCUGUGCAAUCCUACUAUCCGUCUGCGAUGUACAUUUCCAAUUUUGAAUAAUAUUAUGGAUAGUAACGACAGCAUAAAGCGGCAGCUCAGUCCAUCGGACAAUACCGGCUUACUGAUGAUAAGCUCAACGGAGAACCAUCAGUAUCCAAUUUUAGUCGAGCAAAUUAGUUACAAGUCACAGGUGGAAAAUUCUGGCAAGGAGACGUUGAAUUGGACGUUUCGUGAUGUUUUGGAUAGGCUGUUAGAUUUAAUUCUAGUACCGGUGAAGAAAAGUCUUUGUCGAGAAAAAACUCAAUCACUGCCGGAAUUGGUUCUUCAUUGCUGUUAUUUGUUGGCGAGGGUUAUUGCUGAAUUGGCUGCACAGUCGAGUGGGAACGAAGAUGAACUUCAGGUCGCUUGCGGCAGGCUUAUGUACACCACACCCUCGAGAUUCACUCGAGUAAAUCAGACGAGAUCGUGGAACACUGGUAACGGUUCGCCGGAUGCAAUUUGCUUUUCUGUCGAUCGACCUGGAACUGUUAUUGCCGGUGUCGGCAUCUACGGUGGUGUUGGAGUCUGCGAUUACGAGUUGGAACUACUUGAUGAUCAAAAUAACACAGGCAACGAUCCAUCUCACACUCAACGUUGGAGCAGUUUGGAUUUUACGCGUGGCUCGUUCGGCCCGGAUGACUGCGUGAAUGACAUAGUAGAAUUAAAGUUCGAUAAACCUGUACCCAUAAAAGAAAACAUCAAGUAUGCCAUUAGACUGAGAAACCGCGGUGGACGUACAAGUAACGGUGAUGGCGGCCUGAGCGUUGUGAAAGGACCGGAUGGAUCAACUUUUACAUUUACGGCUUGUUCCUUGAGUGUUAAUGGCACAACACAAACGAGAGGUCAGAUACCACAUAUCCUAUAUUACUCGAAUCCUCAAGAUUCUGAUGGUCAACAUACGAGCAAAGCGAUGGUUGAAGUGCAAGCAAGAAAAUGUACUCUUGCUAUGACAGCAACGAUAAUUCAACGAUCCAAUGAAAUUUUCGCAUUAGCGAGAGAAAGGGCAGAAGAAGUGGUAGCCACUGAAGUUCUUGGAAAUGCGACAUUUGUGACAACCCUUUUACCGUUGGUCAUGGCACAUAUCAGUCCCUUAGCUACUUCGGAUCCCAGGAGCGGAGUACAGGUUCUCACUUUAAUACAAGAGAUGCUUCCACACGUUGCUGCACUUAAUUUGUUAUCUACGAUGGGAUCGUCUCAAAUAUCUCAGAACAGUGAGGUUCAGUCCCACGUAUCUCCGCCCAUUACUACUAGUCAUCACUACACAUGGUUGGAAAGCGAUCACCCUUAUAAACCUGCCACGGUGUCCCAUUACAAAGUGUCGUUUCCCGACACGGUUAAAUGGAUGACCCUUGAAUUUACACCAGAAUGUGGUACAGCCCAGCCAGAAGAUUACUUACAACUCUACAUUCCCAAUCUAGUCUUAAAUUCAUCCACGGGGUAA
This is a messenger RNA of Dufourea novaeangliae, 6351 nucleotides long. Its product is annotated as E3 ubiquitin-protein ligase MYCBP2-like. The transcript is spliced from 28 exons. Bases 283 to 6351 code for a protein of 2022 amino acids. Gene Ontology annotation, cellular component: nucleus. Lineage: Eukaryota; Metazoa; Arthropoda; Insecta; Hymenoptera; Halictidae. The record is from RefSeq and is a predicted model, not a curated record.